CAGUAGCCGAGUAGGGGCUAUGUCAGCAUGUGCAAGGAAUGGUAUUUUUACUUUUGACAAACUCCUUUGAAAAGGCGUCCAUCAAUAAGCUCCAUCGGACUCUAGAAGGACUAGAACUCAGUAGUAGUUAGUGGCUUGUUCUGUCAUCCGUUCAAACAACGUGCACGUGCAAACUCAGUGAAGCCCGGCGACCUCUGGACUAUUCAACUCACUAAAUAAAACAGAAGUCAUCAUCAUCACUUUCUGUUGCAGAGUUGGGUAUAUUUCCAUUUCAGCUGGAUGUGAUCGUGAAAGCGUGUUCCCAGGAUCACAAACACCAUGGAGUCGGCUUUGAUUUUCGUUGUGUCGCUGCUCGUGCCGCUAUGUGGAGCGGAGCUAUCUUUUCAAGAAUGGAGAGCAGAGUAUGGCGAGGAGGCACUCUUUGCAGACGACAAUAUUCUCAUCGACAGAGAACAGGUGUAUUACAACAAUGUCAAGCUCAUUCAGCGUCUGAACGAAGAAGACAAUGGGGCUGAGUUUCGAGUAAAUCAGUUUGCUGCGAUGACUCCCGAAGAGUUUCGUCACCAGGUGCUGAUGCGUCCACAGAAACCGUUAGAGUUCAAGGAGACGCGAUACAUGGAAUCAGUGGAAGCAGCUGCUCCUCUACCGACAUCCUUUGACUGGACAACGCACAGCAAUGUUGUGACUUCAGUCAAGAAUCAAGGUGCACUGGGAUCUUGUUGGGCGUUCAGCACUGUUGGUAACGUUGAGGGUCAGUGGGGUCUGAAGAAUGGUCUGAAGAAUGGUAAUGACACUCUACAGUCACUGUCCACCAUGCAGAUACUCUCCUGUGAUGCCGAGAAGGACAUUGCUCAUGGCCGUGCCGACUGUGGUGCGUUUGGUGGCUGGCCGUAUCUCGCCUAUCAGUACCUGAUGAAAGCGGGCGGCAUUGAGCCGGAUGUGGACUAUCCGUACUGCGUGGACGGCUGCUUCCCGUGCGCUCCACACGGUUACAACGUUAGCCUGUGCGGUCAGAAGGUGGAGUACUGCCGCAAGAACGACAGCUGCCCGGCCAUGCUCCGAACGCAGGACUUCGUUCCAGGCCUGCAGUUGGCUGACUGGAAGGCGAUCAGUACGGAUGAGACUGAGAUUGCACAGCAGCUAGUGGACAUUGGACCACUGUCGGUGGCCAUGGAUGCCACUCUGCUGAAUUUCUACCACAGCGGUGUGUUCCAUCCACCCUUCUGCAGUAAAACUGAACUUGAUCACGCUGUGUUGAUUGUUGGCUUUGGAGUGGAAAAAGAGCUGUUGUCAACCAAGCCCUACUGGCUCGUCAAGAACAGCUGGGGUGCAAAGUGGGGACAGAAAGGCUACUUCAAGAUCAUGCGUGGAGAAGGCACGUGCGGCAUCAACACCCAGGUCACAACAUCCGUCCUCAAAUAGAGCGCCAUCAAACAGCAUUCCAGAAGACAUUUGAUUUCGUUUUGGAGCUGUGCUCCUUAAAUUUUGUUUUUGUUUUAGUCCUGUUGAUUUGUAGAUCAGGAACAUUAUCCCUGUGCCUGCUUGUAUGAGAGUGUGUGUGUUUGUGUGUUUUCGGAUGUGUCCAUGUGCUGCUGAAGUAAAUAUGCCGACAAGCCAAUUUCACAAUACUCUUUUUUUCUGGUCUUAUUCAGAAGAAGUCUUCAGGACAGCUGGUCCUAUUCCACAUUUUUAUUUGAUCUGGCCAGUCAAGCCUCACACACAUGUAUGUGCACUGGUACUAAAAAGAGCAUAGAAACCUGGAAAAAAA
Messenger RNA from Sycon ciliatum, 1768 nucleotides. RefSeq names its product procathepsin L-like. The transcript has 12 exons. NCBI's taxonomy places the organism in Eukaryota, Metazoa, Porifera, Calcarea, Leucosolenida, Sycettidae. Gene Ontology annotation, cellular component: lysosome. Gene Ontology annotation, molecular function: cysteine-type endopeptidase activity. The record is from RefSeq and is a predicted model, not a curated record. Bases 319 to 1422 code for a protein of 367 amino acids.